Molecule: messenger RNA, 1820 nt
Organism: Didymodactylos carnosus
Lineage: Eukaryota; Metazoa; Rotifera; Eurotatoria; Philodinida; Philodinidae
Source: the annotation of a GenBank genome assembly
ACUUAUCGACACCAAAAACUGCCUAUGCAGCUCUUAACAGUAUUUCUGUUCUGAAUACUAUUGGAAUAUCUACUGGUUCUCUCGAACCCGAAAGAGUAUCGUUUGCUUAUGAAAAUAAUUGUUUAGUGGCAAAAGCAAAUUAUAUAUCUUAGUUGUUAUCUACACCGUCUUGUUCGUCGUAGUAGUGGCACUCCAUUGAAUCUUAAUCGUAUAUGCGAUGAUAUCUGUACGUUAGUGUUCACAGAACUGAAAUACUGGACUAAUUUACCUGCUCUAAAGCAAGAAUUACGACUAAAGCUACUUUCUAUAGUGAAUAUUAAAAAAGCAAGUGUAGGACAGAGCCAGAGCCCUGCAGGUUGAUCCUAACCUAACCUAACCUAUAGGAUUAGGUUGCAAAAGCUAUAGAUUAGGUUGCAAAAGUUAUAGGCUAGGUUAGGUUAUAGGUUGUUCUAUUUUUUUUUUCAAUGGUUAGGUUAGGAUUAGGUUGUGAAAUUUUUUAUAGGUUAGGUGAUAGGUUGCCAAAUAUUGGCAAUAUUGGCAACCUGCAGGGCUCUGGACAGAACAGCGUUGCAGCCCUAAAUGCUCUUCGUCAACACAACGAUUUUACAUUUUUUCUUCUGGUAAAUCGAGCUUCUGGCGGUAUGGAGGCUUAUGAUGAGGAUAUAAAUGACAUUCUUGGAUCCUAUCGCACCGCUCGAGGAGCGGCGUAUACAUAUACCGAGCAAUCUCUUUCUGAUUCUGUUCGUCGAAAUGAGAAGUGGCGUGAGGAGAACGAAAAAAUUAAACGUGAACUUUUACAUUUGAAAGAUGAGCAUAAUAUCAGUGACAAAGGACUUGAUGCGAUAGAUAAAUUUUUCAAGAAACAUAAGAAGUUUUUUUCAAUUCAUUACGUUCGUAAAACGAGAAAGGAGGUUAAUCAAAAAUUUCCUAUAUUUAAUGUAAUCGACGGGGCUUAUGUGCAGUUUGAGUAUGCGAUAAAAACUGCUGUAUUUAUAGCUCAACGCAAAAAUCCAAAUCUUCAUCAGUUACCUCAGAUAACAUUUCGACUUAAUAUGGACGGGACGCUUAUAGGUAACAAACAUAUAGUAGCUAUUUCAGUCAAUUGUGUUGAGGGUGGUCGCGAUUGUCAGUCUCUUAAAAAUCUGCUAAUAAAACUACAUGGAAGAUUUUCGGGACAUUUACAAGAUUUGUUUUUUCAAAAUUUUCCAUACGAAGAACUGUUAGAUGGAAAUGCUAUAGUUCAUAUUGAUCCUUUAAAACGAAAAAAGAAUCUCAAAACAGCGUGUGUCGAAUUUCUUGAAACGUUUACUAGUGCUUGCUUGCGAAAUAAUGUAACACCUUACCUGCACAUAAUCGGAAAUCAUUUGUUUGAAUUUGAUGAGAGAGAAGAUUUAGGAGCGUUCAAUAUACAAGGAAUGGAGAAAGGGAAUGACUUUUUGUCUCGCCUCUAUUUUUCUUCAACAAACGCUGCAAAAAAGCCUUUAUACACUAUGAUGCAAAAGUUGUAUCGUCCGCUAGAGAUGGGAUUAACUCCUGAUGACCGUGAGGAAAUAUUUAAAUUUAUGAGCACACAAGUGUACGAUUAUGAAGAUGAUGAUUUUAUUGUAGUAGCAGAUGCGAAUGGACAAGCUAGUGUCAAUUUGCCGCAUGUAGAAAAUGAUUAUGAAGUGAUAACUUCCGGGAGUAAUGAUUCAAGCUCGGAUACUGACGAUGAAAAUCACAGUGAUGAUGGCACAGAAUCUGCGUGGUUUCAUUUGGGCAAUAGAAAAAUCUUGACUGCAAACCGCUUUGGGUCGUUUAAGAGAAGCAAAAAGUCAUAG